AGAGAGAGAGAGAGAGAGAGAGAGAGAGUGGGAGAGAGAAAGUGAUAGCGCAAAGGCAGAGAGAGACCCGCUGGAUUUACCAAACACAGAUCGGACACACACACACACAAAAGCAAAUACACGAGAAUAAAGGCGACUACAGAAAAGAAAGCCGGCGAGUUAAAAUAAAAUAGUUUUUUUUUUUUUUUUUUUUUUGCGAAUGGGAUGAAAACCAAAAACACAGGUGCGAAUUGAGGGAGGAGAGAAAAAGAAGGGAGCCGAUAAACCUGGAAAAAAAAUCGAAUUUGAAACAAAACUCGAAUACAAUCCUUUGAGAUGACCGGUGCCCUCCUUGCGUUCCUGGAUAUUUGAACGUGGUAUUCAAGGUUUUUUUUUUGUUUUGUUUUGUAUUGUCUGUCGGAGAAAGCUGUUGGAUUAUUCCUACCUGCUCGCUUGUCAUUCCUGUAGGAUUUUCCCCGAAUCGGAUUCCAGUCUGGUUUUCUGAAGGACUGCAAGGACUGGAGGGAGGAGCUGCUUGCCAUGCCGAUCUCUAAUCUUUGGAAAUAGACCCCGCCUCCAGCAGAGGCCGCCGCCCACGCCCCUCCCCCCCGUGACCCUCAUGCCCCGCCCCCCCUCUUGGUGAGCAGAGCCUCAUGAUCACAAGAGCCAUGGGAACGGUGCGCGUAAACAGGUACAGCGUUGUGUCGACAGACGAGGACGGUCUCAAGGUGUCCACGCUGGGCCUGCAUAACGGAGGGGGAGGAGGCGGUGGCAGUUUCCACGGCAACCACUACCACCACCACCAUCACUACGGCAACCACAACAACUGCAGCGGCAGCGGCGUGGGGGGGGGCACGGUGUCAACGAUGGGGGUGCGGGGCCGGAAGAGGACGCGCUUCGUGAAGAAGGGCGGCCAGUGCAAUGUGAUCUUCACCAACAUGCAGGACAAGCCCCGCCGCUACCUGGUAGACCUCUUCACCACUUGCGUGGACAUCCGCUGGCGCUACAUGCUGGCCAUCUUCUCCUCCGCCUUCCUGGCUUCCUGGCUCUUCUUCGGGUUCAUCUUCUGGGGCGUGGCGCUGAUCCACGGGGACCUGGCGGCGGGGGGCGGGGACGGGCCCGGGGGGGUGGAGUGGAAGCCCUGCAUCCUCCACGUGCAGAGCUUCCUGGGAGCCUUCCUCUUCUCCAUCGAGACCCAGACCACCAUCGGCUAUGGCUUCCGCUGCGUGACGGAGGAGUGCCCGGCGGCCGUGGCCACCGUCGUGGUCCAGUCCAUCGUGGGCUGCAUCAUCGACUCCUUCAUGAUCGGCACCAUCAUGGCCAAGAUGGCCCGACCCAAGAAGCGGGCCCAGACCCUGCUGUUCAGCCGCCAUGCCGUGGUGGCGCUGCGGGACGGAAAGUUGUGCCUCAUGUGGAGGGUGGGCAACCUGCGCAAGAGCCACAUCGUGGAGGCCCACGUGCGCGCCCAGCUCAUCAAGCCCUACGUGACGGCCGAGGGGGAGUACCUGCCCCUGGACCAGGUGGACAUCAACGUGGGCUACGACGCGGGCCUGGACCGCCUCUUCCUGGUCUCCCCGCUGGUCAUCGUCCACGAGAUCGACGAGCACAGCCCGUUCUACACCAUGAGCCGGCAGGACGUGGAAGGCGGGGACUUCGAGAUCGUGGUCAUCCUGGAAGGCAUGGUGGAGGCCACCGCCAUGACCACGCAAGCCCGCAGCUCCUACGUGGCCGGGGAGAUCCUGUGGGGCCACCGCUUCGAGCCGGUGGUCUUCGAGGAGAAGGGACGCUUCCAGGUGGACUACGCCCGCUUCCACAAGACCUACGAGGUCCCGUCGACCCCUGUCUGCAGCGCCAAGGACCUGAGCGACCACGCCUACAAGAUGGCCGAGCAGUCGUCCCCUUCAUCCUCCUCCCCCUCCCCUCCCCCACAGCACAGGCCUCUCCACACCUCGCCCGCCAUGCUGCCCCUCCCCGCCAGCGCCUUCUGCUACGAGAACGAGGUGGCGCUGCGCUGCAGGGAGGAAGAGGAGGGAGAGGAGGAAGAGGAGAGGGAGAGGCAGCGGGUGAGGGAGUUCAGGGGGCAAGCGGAUGUCAUGAGGGUGCUAGAGGCCGGCAUUCCCCUGGACUCUGUGUCGUACAGGCGGGAGUCGGAAAUAUGACUGACCCCCCAGAACAAAAGGGUGGGGGAGGGGGCUGGGUCAGAGUUUGGCGGACCCUUCUUGAUGUAAAUUUCGUUUCGGAGGAACGGGUCAAUGUUUCAGGUAAACGUUCCAGGGAGAUUAUAACUUUGUAAACUGAACCCUCCCCAUCUCUCCUGCCCUCCAACCUCACAACAGACUUUCGUUGGAGCAUGACCAAGCUUUGGAAGGUUUAUCUGGGUGUCUUAUUUGGGAAGAGAGUGUGGGGGGAAGGAUGGAUUACAAAGUAAACUGUUUAAACGUUUUAUUUUUUUAUUUUUGGUCGAUAUGCAAGGUUCCAAAAAUUCAAAGACUUGUGACCAAUUUUAAGGAGGCUGGUGAGCUAUGGUCUUCCCGGGCUGCUCUGCAGCCAAUCGAAAGCAGCCCUCUCUUUUAGGAACCGCCCCUGCAUGUAUGCGUGCAGACAGGAGUCUGGAUGCAGUCUUACUGGGAGGAAGGGAUGGAAAGGGGUCGCCAAGACCCUCUUCUGAUAUUUCAAACUGCACUGAAGUUGUUUUUUUUUCAUACCAAAUGCCAGCCAGCGUUGCUUGAACUCGGGACUGUGGAUUCUUGUUAGCUGACAGUUACCACGCAGGAUUCAGUUGCUCUUUGCAACUGUGCCGACAAUCCUUGAACCCUGCGUUCUGUUUGCAUGCGCUAAGGACCCGGUGAAAAGAAUGCUUUAUUAAUCAUUUUUCAGGGUUUUUUUAAUUUAAAUAAUCCUUUCUUGGACUUUGUAAAUGUAUUAAAAUUUAAAUAAAGCACCGUGUUUACUGCUUAGCAUGACUUGCACAGAUACUUUGUACUUGAUAAAAAAAACAAACAAAAAAAAAAAAACCUGUAUAUUGAAACAAUCUCCGAGUGCCCUGUAUGACCAACUAUUGGCUUGUGAGUAGCAGUUUAGAUAAACUACGAUUUAACCCGUAAUGGCUCGGGGGAACGCAGCGACUGCAGUAUGAUAUCUCUGUACCAGUAUUGCAACGGGCGCGUUAAGUGAGUGAGCGGCUCAGAGCGGCUCAGUAAAAUAGUUAACCGCUGGCCCGGUUCGGCUCCUGCUGAGCCGCUCAGAGCGCCCCUGAGCACUGCAGUGAUCAGACCGGGCGAACGCAAUGGUUUCAAAACUCCCCUCUCUAUUAUUCAACGAAACGCCCUUAAGUAAUUCUAUAGCAGUCUGCAGAACAGGUCGUGCUUCGUGCCCUGCUGUGAAAGGCAAUUCUAUUUUCAACAUCGGUGAACUGUCAAACUGGGCAGAGAGACCUUUAACAGAAAUAUUUCAGAGCAGUUUUGAUGCAGGAGUCUUUUUGGUUGAAUACAUUUCAAAGAAAUCGCGCGUUGCAAUGUGCGGGAAUCGCCAGGUUCCUAAGCGCGGUGUUACCGACAGCGCGUCAGUAAGAAUCGGCGAACUGCGCAAUGCUGUCAUCCUUGCGUUGUUCUGUAACGAUAGACAUCUGGUACAGUUCAAAUAUCAAUAGAGGUCAUUUUGGGCUAUCCUGGGAGGUUACAGUGAGCCGUUCAUUAUUAUUAUUUUUUUAAAAGUCAUUUUUACAAAAAAAGAGCAUACAAGUGUAAAAGAAUCGCUUUUUCCUUAGAUGUUUGUCUCUCAUCCUACCCGUGCUCGCUUCUUAGUGGGGUUUAUUUACUAACAUCACUUUCUUACCUUGUCUGUUUCUUCCUUCGUUCUGUGUUUGGAGUUCAAAUUUUGUGGUUUAUAUUUAAGACUUAAAAAAAAAAAACUUGACCUGUGUUGUUUUUUUUUUUUUCAUUAGUUUUGUGAAUUGCGCAUUUUCAACCGGCUUGGGUAAACGUUACUGGACGUCGCAACCAGCUCCGUGUGUCUUUUUUUAAAAAGAUUGACUUACGCUGGCACAGAUAAGUAUUCAGGCUCUACAUGUCAUAACACACCCUUCAUUUCUCCGCCGCUGUUUUAUCAAAUAUACAGCAAAGGUUUCCCGGCUUACACUAUGGACUUAUAGAUUUAUCCAUUGCGCCAAAUUGCAAACAGCAGCUUUGAUUGGUAAAGAUAGCUGGUGUUUUUGUUUUGUUUUCAAUCCUGCGAUUUUCUUAAAGGACUGAAAACAGCCAUCUCUGUUUUGGGUGAGGCAAUUGUAAGGUUACGGAACCAUACCAUAAUAAUACAACCCAAGGUCUCAGAGUUUCUCAUUUCGUUUCUCUGUUUGUUAUUCCUUUCAAAAUUUCAUAUGUUUUUGAAAUCAGAUCGGAAAAAAGCGACACGAAUUACAGAUGUUGUCCACUGACGUCAGACCAUCGUUGUAUAACAUUACGCACGCACCUACGCACACACACACACACGCACGCACGCACACACGCACACACGCACCCCCACACACAGAGAGUAGGCCUAUAGUAUGGAUCAAUGACGUUUUGGGCCAAUUUUGCACUUUAUCUAAUCAAUACAGUACACACAGCCAUGGCCAAAAGUUUAGUACCACCCUGUGGAAUUAACAAAUUUUGCUUCAUAAAGUAAAACGAGUCCUACUGCUGCCUUCACAUACUGAAACGCAGACCGCUUUGCAGUUUUCCAUAUACUUAAACCGACAACAACUGAGAAAUGUGACAUUUUGAAAUAUAGCAUGAAAUAUUACUAUUGUGGCUAUCAUAUAGUUUAUUAUUAUUAUUAUUUAUUUAUUAUUAUUAUUAUUAUUAUUAUUAAUAAGCCUACAAUUCUAGCUGAUGCAAAACUUUUGGCCACAUCUGUAUAGAGUUCAGUGGAGGUCCUGCUCAGAUACUGGCGCGGUAUUGCUUUAUGAAUACAGACAGCUGUUACUGAAUUUAUUUUCAAAGCAAGAAUAACAUUGAAAGUCAAAGUCUAUAAAAGAUGUGUAUUUAUUUUGGUAGUGCAGAUUUGUUUUCCUCAGGGUGUAACGUGCAACGAGUACAAUGCAGUCUCAGGAGGCUGGUUUUGUUUGUCGGAUAGGAGAGACACUGGGAGGAGGUUGUAUCUUCAUUCUGUCCUGUGUAUCUGUCUGCAUUUAUUUUCGCUUGUUCUACGAGGACUGACCUUUGACCUUGGUGGCGUCUUCCUGCUUAAUCAGAAAUGUAACGUUUUUUUUUUUUUUUUUUGAAUAAUGAAAAGCACUUUAUCACUGGUUUAGAAACUCCACUGUAAAAUAUUUCAAUAAAAUAUAUAUAUUGUUAUUUUUUAAUGGUCUUGUGUUUUUGUCUUUUGAUAUUUUGCCCUGUAGAGUAUCUUACAUCCACCCUGCAUCACCCGCCUAUGCUAUGGAAAUGGAAUAUAUGCAUAUCAUACCCAGUCAGUCACUGCCUGUAUAACUGUACCGUGUUUAAUUUCCUAUCUAUGUAUCUAGUUUAUAAUGCAUAUAUGUUUGUUUGUUUGUUUGUUUUUUUUCUUCAAAGUUUUGCCAGGGCAACUUCUAGAACCACAUAUGGUUCCCCAUAGUAAAAGCACAGCCAAGUGUAACAAAGCACAGAGAGGUCUGGUAAAGCACAGGGAAGCAUUGUA
Polyodon spathula (Mississippi paddlefish) is the source of this 5637-nucleotide messenger RNA. Its product is annotated as ATP-sensitive inward rectifier potassium channel 12-like. The record is from RefSeq and is a predicted model, not a curated record. The transcript has 3 exons. Gene Ontology annotation, molecular function: inward rectifier potassium channel activity. Bases 633 to 2138 code for a protein of 501 amino acids. Lineage: Eukaryota; Metazoa; Chordata; Actinopteri; Acipenseriformes; Polyodontidae. Gene Ontology annotation, biological process: potassium ion import across plasma membrane; regulation of monoatomic ion transmembrane transport. Gene Ontology annotation, cellular component: plasma membrane.